Molecule: messenger RNA, 2207 nt
Organism: Eurytemora carolleeae
Lineage: Eukaryota; Metazoa; Arthropoda; Copepoda; Calanoida; Temoridae
Product: sec1 family domain-containing protein 2
Exons: 19
Coding region: 31-2073 (680 amino acids)
Biological process (GO): vesicle-mediated transport; intracellular protein transport
Source: RefSeq, a predicted model, not a curated record
UUCAUGCUUAAUUAAUUGUUUACUAGUAUUAUGAGUACUUCGAUGGAGUUGGUGGAUGUCUCUAGGGUGUACUGGAAGGAAAUAGCAAAAAAAUGCAACAAAGCAGUCGUCUUCAUUGAAAAUUCGGCGGCCGAAAGCUUACACUGGUGUGGAGGGCUGGCUCUGUUGAAGAAUGCGGCUCAUGUUAAAGAAUUUUCAAGUUUUGAGUUUGCACCCACAGAUCAAAAGAAAGCUGUUUUCAUUGUGGGUAACCCGGCUCUACGCAGCUCAGAGAGAACUGUUAAAAACAUUAUUCAGAACAGUGAUCUAGAAUACUGUAUUCUGAUAACAUGGUGCCAACCCAAUGUUCUGUCAAUGUCCAAGUUUCCAAAUAGAGAUUUCAACGUUGACGACAAAAGUGGUUUAGCGUGGCUAGAGGAUAAUCUGCUUGAUUGGAUGGGUAAUAGGAACUAUACUGCGGAGGUAUUUUACUAUCCAAUAUUCUUUUGCUCCCCUUGCAAGGAGAGCUUCUACACUCCCUCUUACCUACCCCUGUUCCCCCUCCUCCAUGACGACGUCACCAAGUGUGUCGCGUACUGGAAGGUUUUUAACCCCGGGCAACCUUUACCCUCCAGUGAGUCUGGUAACUGGUCGCUCUACCCUGAUGAAUUAAAAACUGAGAUCAGACGACUUGUGACAAAUUUUCAUUCUCUGUUUGGAACACUAGGCCUUAAGGAGGAUAUCUGGUCUCUGGGACCUUUUUCUAAGUGUAUUGGGGAUCAGUUGGAGAGUUGGCUACCAGCUCGGAACCGAAGAAAGACGGCUCAAGGUUCAGUUAGUCUCAUCCUGGUUGAUCGAACUCUUGAUCUGGGUGGAACUGUGGUUAGUUUCGUAGACUCUAUGCUGGGAAGGAUUCUAGAUUGCCAUGAAAAGCUAGAAGGACAUACACUAGAGGUUUGGUCAAUCACCAUCAGCAAAUCAACCAACAACGAUGUUUGUGUAAACCUGAACCAUCUGCUGGGAAUAUCCAACCCGGAUAUAUUCGUUCCCUCGAGCCUUGCCCAUCCUGGUGCUGCAGAGGAUUCCAUGGAAAGAGAAGAGUUUAGGGAGCUUGUGUACGGCUCUGAGAAGGAGCUUCUAGUCCAACUACAUCAGAACCUUGGCAAAUCGUCGCCGAAGAAAUCAGAUUCGGCCAAGAAGAAAAUUUUGAAUGUCCAAGGACUUGAGAAUGACUUGAAGGAGUAUGAAGGUGACCUGGAGAGUAUCCUUAGUAACCUCGGAUCUAUCUCUAGAGGCCAGGCCUUCAUAAAUACGGCCUCCAACCAGAACAUCCUCAAGAGGAAGAGGUUACAGUCUCUAGCCUCGCAGUUUGGUCCAGAUCUUCGGGAUAACAGAGACGGAGUUCUGACCCAGAUAUCAGAUCUGGUUCUAGGUCGAGCAGACUCCAAGCUCUCCCUGGUGGAUCUAAUCCAGCUCCUUGUUUACAUCUACAGUGUUCACCAUAUUCAGGAGAAGUUCCGGGAGGAUGAGGAGGAGAGGAUCAAAUCCGUCCUAGGUGAAGCAAUACUAACCGAGGGUCGAGCAGAUAACCUGGAUCCUAUUCUUCAAGCUCUUUUUAAAAGUUUAAGGGAGAAUGAGGAAGAAAUGAAUGAGCUGGUUGCCUUGAACAUAGUAAACUAUAUCUGGAGUAGGUUAGAGGGUAUACAGGCAUACAGAUCUACACUACACUCCUACCUUACCCUACUAGAUGAGGACGGGAAUUAUUAUGGAAUUUUGCAACAGUUGUUAGAAGACAUCUAUCAUCCAAACAGUAUAGAGAUUCCAGAUUUAUUCCAUCACACUGGAGGACUUGGCUCCAUGAUAAGAUCCAGUUUAAGCUGGUUUGGGGCAGGGAGUAAUAAACAGCAUCCCAGACAAAAUCCGUGGAUCAUAGUUUAUGUGGUGGGAGGGAUUACUCCAGGAGAGAUGAAAGAAUUGCAGAAAACUGUCCUCGGCACCGAGAGUAAGCUUACUAUCGCAGGCUCAGGUAUUCUGACUGCAGCAGACUCGUUGAACCUAAUAUUCAGCAAUAACCCGCUCCUCACAGAUAGAUAGAUAACUUAACAGAAGACGACAUUCGAUUCGAGUUAUGCUUCACUUUACCAGAACACAUUCGAAUUUCAAAAAAUGAAUUUCACACCACCUGUGAUUUGUACAAUUAUUUUUUAUUGAUAUAAUAUAUAUUUAAA